UCCUAAAGCAAAUGAAAGUUAGCUCAAAAGAAGAUACCAAGAAACUUUUGUUGUAGUGCUGUGUAAUUUAUUACUUAUCUCAAUUAAAGGUACCGCAAGGAAGUGACCAAGAAACUCCUCAUCUUUCCUGGAAGUUGCCAAGAAUAGAAUCUUGUCUAAUUAAUUUAUUAUUUAUUCCAUUGAAAGGGACCGCAAGAAAUUGCCAAGAAACUCUCAUCAUCUUUCUUCAUCAAACAUGUAUCUAUUUUCUAAUGCAACUUUCAACUUCUGAAUUCUCAAUUUAAGGAGAGUACUCUUUCAGUAGUAAUCCGCCAUAGAUAAACAAUUUACUUCUCUGAUGGCUGUUCAAGGUGCUUCUUCCUCUUCCCUUUCUUCUUUUACUCAUAGGUGUAAGUACGAUGUAUUCUUGAGCUUUAGAGGUGAGGAUACUCGUAACAAUUUUACUGCCCAUCUACAUGCUGCUUUAGUUCAAAGAGGCAUAAACACAUACAGAGAUGACGACAAGCUUCAAAGAGGGGAAGAAAUCUCACAAGCACUUUCCGAAGCUAUCGAAAGCUCAAGGAUUUCAGUUGUAGUACUCUCAAAAAAGUAUGCAUCAUCGAGAUGGUGCUUGGAAGAGUUGGCGAUGAUCAUCGAUUGUAAAAAAACAAAGCAACAAAUAGUUCUACCAGUGUUUUACGAUGUAGAUCCAACAGAGGUACGACAUCAGAGUGGGAGUUUUGGAAAAGCAUGGGCUAAGCUUAAAGAUGAGACCGAGGAUGAGACGAAGUUACAGAGGUGGAAAUCAGCCCUUACAGAAGUGGCCAACUUGGCUGGGUUCCCUUUAGGAGGCAGGAACGAAUCUGAAUUUAUCCAAGAAGUUGUUCGAACGGUUUUUAAAGUAGUUAUGCCUAAAUCUUUAAAUCACAUUUCCAAGCAUCUAGUUGGAAUGCAGUCUAGAGUACAGUACGUCCGUAAUAAGCUUUCAAGUGUAGAAGUGAAUGACACUACACGCAUACUAGGGAUCUUUGGAGUUGGUGGAGUCGGUAAAACAACUCUGGCUAAAGAGAUCUACAACUCAUUUCUUAGCCAGUUUCAAUAUAGUUGUUUUCUUGCCGACGUGAGAGAAACUUCAGAGCAAGGGAAGGGUUUAAUUCGUUUGCAAGAGACACUUCUUCGUGAGAUCCUAGGAGACUCGAGUUUGAAGGUUCAAAAUGAAGAUGAAGGAAUGGGUCUCAUAAAAAAAAUGCUUUUGAGUAAAAAGGUUCUUUUACUUCUUGAUGAUGUGGAUCAAUUGUCCCAAGUUGAAAAGUUACUUGGAGAUUGUGAUAGGCUUGGUGAUUGGCUUGGUUUAGGUAGUUUAAUUAUUAUAACAACAAGAGAUGAAGGUUUAUUAACCAAUUAUAAUGUUCAUCUACCAUACAAGAUGAAGGAAUUGUAUCAAGAUGAAGCUCGUCGGCUGUUUUGUUGGAAUGCCUUCAAAAAGGAAGAACCUAGCCAAGGUUUUGCAGAACUCACAGAAAAUUUUUUGCGUUAUGCUGGGGGCCUUCCAUUGGCUUUAAAGGUGCUGGGGUCAUAUUUAUAUAAAAGAGAAGAAAUUAAAUUUUGGGAAGAUGCUCUAGAAAAGUGCAAAAGAAGACUUCCCGAUGAUAUUCAAGGCAAGCUUAGAAUAAGCUAUGAUGGUUUGGAAGAAAGUGAGAAGAAUAUUUUCUUGGACAUUGCAUGUUUCUUUGUAGGGAACCAUGAAGAAUAUGUUACUAAAAUACUUGAUGGUUGUGGUUUCUUUGCCUAUAAUGGUAUCCUAAUACUAAGGGAGAAGUCUCUCAUAACCAUUAAUGAGUAUGGCACAAUAAACAUGCAUGAAUUACUCGAAGUUAUGGGCAAAGAAAUUGUUCGUAAAGAGUCAGACAAAGAUCCUGGAAAACGCACUAGGUUGUGGUUUCAUGAAGAUGUUCGUUAUGUACUUGAACAAAAUAAGGGAACAGAUAAAAUUGAAGGCAUACUGAUAGACUUGCCUAAAGAGGAUUUGAUACAUUUGAUACACUUGAGUCCUGGAGCUUUCAAAAAGAUGCCGAAUCUCAGAGUACUCAUAAAUCGUAAUGCACUCUUUUCAGAACCGCCUAAUUAUUUCUCCAACGAAUUGAGGGUGCUUCAUUUUAAAAACUAUCAUGGUUCAUCUUUUCCAUCGAACUUUAAUGGAAAGAAACUCAUUGAUUUAAGAAUGGAUAAGUGCAAGCUCAAAAAAUUGAGAAAGAACUUUCAGAAUUUAAAAUUUCUGAUCUUCAAUGAGUGUGAAUUCCUAACAAGAAUUUCCGAUAGGUCGGGACUUCCAAAUUUAGAGCAAUUGGACAUUUCGUUUUGCAAUAGAUUAGUUGAGGUAGAUCAAUUUAUUGGAUCCCUUCAUGAACUCGUCCGGUUGUCAAUUUAUGAAUGCUCUAAACUUAAUAGUUUUCCAAGUCUCCUCAACUCAGGAUCUAUUAAAGAGCUUAGUGUUAACUCUUGCAAAAGCCUGGCGUCCUUUCCUGAAAUUGGGCCAGAAACGAAGUGUUUGACAUCGAUUAAAUGGAGCUUCACUGGUAUAAAAGAACUGCCUCCUUCUACUGGGAAUCUCACUAAACUUCUAUAUUUAAAUCAUUUGAGACUUCGCAGUCUGCCCCCAUCAAAAUUAGAUUCCUCCAAGUUUACCAACUGCUUCUCCACACUGACAAAAUUAGAUCUAUCAGGAAGCACUUUCGAUAUGCUUCUUGGAUGGAUGGAUCGAUUUGUUCAAUUGAGGGAACUCAAUUUGGAAUAUUGCAAGCAACUUGAAAAAAUCGAAGAACUUCCCCCAAAUAUAGAAGUGGUAAAUGCUAGGGGAUGCAGGUCAUUGAAAAGUUUUCCAGAAGUAUCAAAGAGGUUCGAAUUCAAUACCAGCAACAAGAGUAGACUACAUUCGAUUGACCUGUCUGGAUGCUCUAAAAUGCUUGUAAAUGUUGGGAGUCAUGUGGCAGCUAUUCUAAGGCCCGAGAACUAUUUUUGGGACCAAUCAUGCGGCCUUCUAUUUCCGGGAAAUAAGAUUCCAAAUUGGUUCUACCAUUGCAAGGAGAUUUCUAAUAGUUGUUCAAGUGUAUUUAUUGAAGUUGAACUCCUCAAUCUUAGUGUGAUUAAAGGAAUCCUUACAUGUGUUGUUUGGGAAACCGAAACCAGUGCUCGUUCAAGUGAUAAAUUGGUUGCUAAUUUUAUUGCGGUCAACAAUGAUGGUAGAUGUCUGGGUACUAUAAGAAGAACAAUUUCUUUAAUGGGCUCAGACCAUGUAUGGUUGGCUUUCUACGAUCUAGAGCCUUUUACCUUAGCGAAGGGAAGUCUGCAACUUCAUUUUCAUUGCUCUUCAUAUUAUGAACCACUAGUCUCAAUGAAACGUUGCGGAGUCCAUCUGGUACGCAAGGACGAGGAGAAUGCUAAGAGGGAGCGUGAUGAUGAUGACGAUAAAUACUAUUCAAUGGAUGGCAAUUUAGAGGAUGGCGACGAGGAUUAAGAUUUACACCAUUAAAAAGCCUCCCACAGUGAUCCUCAGGAAUUCGCAGUCUCAGGCUUUGUGCCCUUUGUUAGAUGGAGAUACUUGAAUUUUUGUCCUCUUUUAUUUUGAUUUUUAUUUUUUGGUUUGGAUUUUCAAUUGAUUUAUGCAUUUGAAAAAUAUUAUGUAAUAUAAUAAUUCGAAUUAUUUUUAUUUUGCUGUUUCAUCAAUGUUUAGAUUAUCAGAUUUCUUAACAA
Molecule: messenger RNA, 3729 nt
Organism: Carya illinoinensis
Lineage: Eukaryota; Viridiplantae; Streptophyta; Magnoliopsida; Fagales; Juglandaceae
Product: disease resistance protein RUN1-like
Exons: 6
Coding region: 338-3493 (1051 amino acids)
Biological process (GO): defense response; signal transduction
Molecular function (GO): ATP hydrolysis activity; ADP binding
Source: RefSeq, a predicted model, not a curated record